ACACGCUCUGCGGGCCGUCCCUCGCCUCAGCCGUUGCCCCCUCCCCCCCGGAAGAAGGUUUCGGCUCGGCGGUUGUUGACAACAUGGCGGCUGUCGCUGCCGCCGCCUCGGUGUGGGGAGCGGGAGGUGGCGGCGGGACUGGCAAGAGGAAGGCGCCGCACGACCCCUGAGCAAGACACGGGCCUGGCCCGGCUCGGCCUGCGCCGCCAUGUCCUUCUUCAAGAGGAAAGUGAAAAGCAAGGAGCACGACAAGGCAACAGACGUAAAGGCAAUUAAAGCAGCUGCAACCCCUGUACAUUCCCCGCAGAGAAGCACCCGGAACAGCGCGUUGCUGGAGGCCGCCGGACCAAGCCAUGUGGCCAUCAACGCCAUCUCGGCCAACAUGGACUCCUCUAGCAGCCGUACGGCGGCUCUCAAGAAGCAGCCCAGCCACAUGGAGGCUGCUCACUUCGGAGACCUUGGCCGAUCCUGCCUGGACUAUCGGGCUCAAGAGACCAAAUCCAGCCUCUCAAAAACGUUAGAACAAGUCCUGCAGGACAGAGUUGCCCUCCCGUAUUUUAUCCAGUUUAUGGAACUGCGUCGAAUGGAGCACCUGGUCAGAUUCUGGGUGGAGGCCGAGAGUUUCCACUCCACCACGUGGUCCCGCAUAAGAGCACACAGCCUGAACACUGUCAAGCACAGCUCUUUGGCCGAGCCGGUCUCCCCCUCUGUCAAACGGCGCGAAAACUCCGCGUUUUCUCCCUCCAAGUUGCCCGACGAACAGCUGGAGGAUUCUGGCCCCCCUCGGCCUCUCUCUAGCACGCCGUCAGCAGCUGAACUGAACGGCCGAACUUUCAACCUCCGGAACCAUUUGCUGCUUUGUAGGGAAGGCGGCAAACCCGGGCUCCGGUUGGGAUUACCUGAGGCGGAGGACUGUUCCCUUCCAGAUGAGCCUCAAGACUCUUCCAAAGCCUCCGUGCCCAGUAGAAAUAGCCCCUCCUCUGCACUCAAGGACUUGUCAGGAAAACUCAUGAAAGGUAUAGAACAGGAUGCAGUCACUAUUUUCACCAAAUAUAUUUCUCCAGAUGCUGCUAAACCAAUACCAAUUACGGAGUUGAUGAGGAACGACAUAGUGGCAAAGAUUUGUGGGGAAGAUGGACAGGUGGACCCCAAUUGCUUCGUCGUGGCACAGUUGAUAGUGUUUAAUGCUAUGGAACAAGAGCACUUUAGUGAAUUUCUGCGCAGUCACCAUUUUUGUAAAUACCAGAUCGAGGUGCUGACGAGCGGGACCGUUUAUCUGGCUGAUAUUCUCUUCUGUGAAUCUGCCCUCUUCUACUUCUCCGAGUACAUGGAGAAAGAAGACGCAAUUAAUAUCUUGCAGUUCUGGUUGGCAGCGGAUAAUUUCCAGUCUCAGCUGGCUGCCAAGAAGGGCCAGUACGACGGGCAGGAGGCCCAGAACGAUGCUAUGAUUUUAUACGAUAAGUACUUCUCCCUCCAAGCCACCCACCCUCUCGGUUUCGAUGACUCCGUACGACUGGAAAUAGAGUCCAAUAUCUGCAGGGAAGGCGGGCCUCUCCCCAACUGCUUCACCACUCCGCUGCAGCAAGCCUGGACCACGAUGGAGAAGGUGUUCCUGCCUGGCUUCCUGUCCAGCAACCUUUAUUACAAAUACUUGAACGACCUCAUCCACUCCGUGCGGGGAGACGAGUUUGCCAGCGGAGGCGGGGCACCGACCGCUCACGGCCCUGGCAGCGCGCCCGACAACGACCCUCACUCCGGUGCCACAGACAGCGCUUCCUCUUCCCAGCCCAGCCUCAAAAUGGCUAACAUAAAAAUCCUGAAAAACUUUGACGAAGCAAUAAUUGUCGACGCCGCCAGCCUGGAUCCAGAGUCCUUGUAUCAGCGGACGUACGCCGGGAAGAUGUCGUUUGGACGAGUCAGCGACCUGGGCCAGUUCAUCCGAGAGUCCGAACCGGAACCCGAUGUCAAGAAGUCCAAAGGGUCCAUGUUUUCACAAGCCAUGAGGAAAUGGGUGCAAGGAAACUCGGACGAGGCCCAAGAAGAGAUGGCCUGGCGGAUUGCCAAGAUGAUUGUCAACGACGUCAUGCAGCAGGCCCAGCCCAGCCAGCCUUUGGAACAAGUUACCAAGCUAUGAUCAUUGAAGUUCCCAAGCAAGAGGGAAAUUUCUGCCUCUGGAGAGGGGAACUUGUGUUUCUCACCGGCCUCCUCCCCAUUCCAGUCGGUCGGCUCUUCUUUUUCCAAAGGCAGUGGAAACGAAGCACUGUUAACUUGGGACAGCUGAUGUAUUUCUCUCCCCCCAUCUUUAUAAGGAACAUUGAGGGGAUGGGGGACCCAGAUCUUCUCUCUCGAAGUGCAAGUUUAGUUUGCUGCCCUCCCCAGCACACAACCUAUUUUCUCCGAGUGAAGAAACACACCACUGGCCAAAAAGACCCCCAGCUCCGUCUGUGAAGGAUUGGUCACGGUGUUUGAAAAGUUGGACCAGGAGCUCGGUCUCCAUUCGGGGAUUUUCCUCCCGUCGUAGCCACGACCUUAGAUGUUUUUUUUAAAGAAAAUUCUCAGCCGGAAGGGCACCAGACACCUUAAUUCCGUUGGAGGAGGGGACGUGGCUGUUAUUGUGCGGUCCUGAAAACCGUGGGGCUGUUUUGAGUUUCUCCUUACUUGAAGUGUUCAGAACUCUCACUAGCAGUAGACUUUCCGAGUUUUGCGUGAGUCUCAAAAGAAGUUGGUUGCAAGCGACUGGCAAUUAACCAGACUUCUGCCCCCGUAUUCAAGUUUUUGCUCAUUCCUGGCUUCUGAAACAUUCGGCUUCCCACUGGCCUCAGCCUGCGGUGGGGGGGGGGGACCCCACCGGGGGCUAAAAUGCAGGCAGAAGGGAACUGCGUACUGUGCCCCCCGUCCCCCACCCUGGGGCUGGCUUUCUUUUUCUUUUCUUUCUCGCCUUGCCCUUAACUCCUGUUGAACCAGAACAGUAACUAUUCCUGGCUGUAUUUUUUUUUAAUUGCCAUUUUUAAAGCAUUGAGCCGCUGCCUUCCGUAGAACGAUUCGCAACCUUUUAGGACCGAUAGCAAUUUUUUUGCCCUACUUGAAGGAGCACUUCCAUUUAUCUGGCCCCCCCUGCAACGGGAAGAUAAUUUACAGGAGUGUCCAGAGCGCUCCAGGUGGAAGUCUGCUCCAGGUUUUCUCUCUUGCACCUUCAUUUCUGUUUGAAACUUUUCCCCCCUGUUUGGAGGAUUUUUUAAAUGCCUGUUUGGUUUUCUGAAGACUUGUGCAAAAAAAGAAAAAAAAGAAUUUGAAAUAAACCACCACCACCCCCUCAAACACUCCGUAUCUCCUGUAGAAUUGCUCUUGAUUUCUCUCCGGCUUUUCAAAAGUCUCAAGGGAUGAAGCAGCCACCCACCCUGUUGGCAAUAUUGGAUCCUAGCAAGACAUUCGGCAGCGGUCUGCCAGAAGCAAAGAGCUGGGUAUCAGUUUUUUGGGUACUGUGUACCACCACCUUAUUAUCUCAUGCCCAAGUAUUCAUGUACUUAAAACCAUAUUUAAUUGUGUUUUGAUUGAAAAAAGUAUAUUAUAUAUAUAUAUAUAAAUAUUACAAAUUUG
Sphaerodactylus townsendi is the source of this 3597-nucleotide messenger RNA. RefSeq names its product A-kinase anchoring protein 10 (gene AKAP10). Gene Ontology annotation, cellular component: plasma membrane. The transcript has 15 exons. Gene Ontology annotation, molecular function: protein kinase A binding. The coding region runs from base 209 to 2134 and encodes 641 amino acids. NCBI's taxonomy places the organism in Eukaryota, Metazoa, Chordata, Lepidosauria, Squamata, Sphaerodactylidae. The record is from RefSeq and is a predicted model, not a curated record. Gene Ontology annotation, biological process: intracellular protein localization.